GUGGGGUAGCAGCACAUCGGAAUCAAUGUACGUACCCAGGUACCUCCGUCUUUGGAUCGGCAAAAGAUUUUGGGGCCGAGGGUCCCCAUCCCUAACCGUACCGCUCAGGAGCAGUCCGUCGCCGCUCGCUCGACUUCUGCCCCGUUGAACCUCUGGCAACUCGGUUUCCCCAAUCGCGCAUGUAGCUUGAGGUUGCGCGUCGACAAAACAACAGGCUAGAUGUCGUUGAGGACCCUUGUGGGGAGAGUGGGAUCAGCAGCUGCCAUUGCUGCUUCUCCGUGCCGGAGAGCUGGUCUGACGAUGCCGUUGAGAGCUAAGAUGCUAGCCCCUCUAGCGGCGCCGAGGGCACAAAUGUCUACGAACGGCGUCCAAGGGGUCCCAAAGGAGCUGCCGACGGAUGAACCGCGUGAUGUCGUUUUCAGCAACUUAUACGGGCUGCGGACCAUCGAGCUGAACCGCCCCCUAAAGUACAACGCUCUUAACGGCUCCAUGAUCCGCAAGAUAUUCCCGCGCUUAGUCGAGUGGGAGAAGUCAGACUUGGCAAAUGUCAUCGUCAUCAAGGGCGCCGGCGACAAGGCAUUCUGCGCAGGGGGCGACGUGGACGUACUCGCCGACCAAAACCUCCUGGGCCCCGACGGCCAGCGCCAGUCGGUAGAUUACUUCGCCCUAGAAUACCAACUGGAUCACUACAUUGCGACCUAUCAGAAGCCGUAUAUCGCAUUUAUGGAUGGCUACACCCUGGGUGGUGGCGUAGGACUCAGCAUGCACGCCCCGUUCCGAAUCGCCACCGAGAGGACGAUCUUCGCGAUGCCCGAGACCACCAUCGGUUUCUUCCCUGACGUCGGCGCUUCCUUCUUCCUGCCGCGGAUGGCCGGCGCUAUCGGCACCUACCUGGCUCUGACGAGUGAGCGGGUGAGAGGCGUAAACGUGUUCUACUCGGGUAUCGCUACGCAUUACCUGCAUUCGACAAGCUUACCUGGCUUGGAGUCGCGGCUGGCCGAAUUGCGUUUCAAGGACUACGAUAGUAUGGAGGAACGCCUAGCUAUCAUCGAAACGACUAUCGAAGAAUACGCGACCGGCCUACCGCACGGAGAGCCGUUGCUUCUGGGAGGCCAGCUCCGGGACGCCAUCGACCGGUGCUUUGGUCGGAAUUCCGUGGAAGAAAUCAUAGCCGCGCUCGAGCAAGAGGGGGAGCCUACUAAGGAUUGGGCACAGAAGACGCUAGAGACCCUCCACAAACGGUCGCCAACUUCGGUCCACGUGGCCCUCAGGCAAAUGAAGGAGGGACGCAGGUGGACUAUCGCGGAAACUUUCUCGCGCGAGUAUCAAAUAGCUGCCAAAUUCAUGGCGCACCCCGACUUUGUCCAAGGCGUGCAGGCGCAACUUUCGAAGGAAGACCCCAAGCCGACGCCGAAAUGGGAGCCGGCUUCCCUGGAAGCUAUCGUACCAGGUAGCGAUAUCGCGGGCCCGUUCUUCCAAAGGACCCCGGACUUGGAACUGAAGCUAGUGACGGACCGGGACUAUCCCGACUAUCCUUACCAGUCCUUCGGCGUGCCUACGGAGUUGGAUGUGGAGAUGGUGGUGAGGGUAGGCGGACGGACUCGCAAGGAGGUGCGCCAACAUUUCAACAAGCUGAAACAAGGCAGGCAAGGCAUCAGCGUCAUCGUGGAUGAGAUCCUGGCGCGCAAAACUUGGGUGGACGAGGCAGGCAAGGCGGUGUGGAACGAUAGUAAUCCGUGAUAGGUCACGAGGAUGCGCUUGGUGUUUGUGUAUACCUAGUUAGUAGGUGGUUAUAAAUAGGCAGCAGAGAGAAGGCCAGCACCAGGCCGGAAUGAAUUGUCAAAAUCGGAAUGAUGAGCUUGGGUAAUAAACUCGUUGCCGUCACGCGGUGCGAAUAUACCUCCACGUGCACAUUACCCAGG
This is a messenger RNA of Durotheca rogersii, 1922 nucleotides long. RefSeq names its product ClpP/crotonase. NCBI's taxonomy places the organism in Eukaryota, Fungi, Ascomycota, Sordariomycetes, Xylariales, Xylariaceae. Gene Ontology annotation, cellular component: mitochondrion. Gene Ontology annotation, biological process: L-valine catabolic process. The transcript has 2 exons. Bases 220 to 1740 code for a protein of 506 amino acids. The record is from RefSeq and is a predicted model, not a curated record. Gene Ontology annotation, molecular function: 3-hydroxyisobutyryl-CoA hydrolase activity.